This is a messenger RNA of Anoplopoma fimbria (sablefish), 975 nucleotides long. Its product is annotated as pleckstrin homology domain-containing family F member 2-like. NCBI's taxonomy places the organism in Eukaryota, Metazoa, Chordata, Actinopteri, Perciformes, Anoplopomatidae. The record is from RefSeq and is a predicted model, not a curated record. The transcript has 2 exons. Gene Ontology annotation, molecular function: metal ion binding; phosphatidylinositol binding. The coding region runs from base 1 to 819 and encodes 272 amino acids.
AUGGACCAGUUAACGUUUGACAGGGAGAACCGUGAGCGAAUCCAGGCAGUGGAUAACUCAUUUCGUCCAGCAGGAGCGUCCCUAUCCAAGCCAGGUCGGGUUCUGAUGGGACAGGGCCGUCUGAUUAAACAGGGUCGUCGGAAGCCCGAGACGAAGAUUUUCUUCCUCUUCAACGACAUGUUGGUGUACGGCAGCAUCAUCCUGAACGGCCGCUGGCACAAAAACCAGAAGGUCAUCCCUCUAGAGGACAUCAAGCUCGAGGACGGUGAGGCAAUGGGGAACAAAUGGCUGAUUCGUACACCGCGCAAGUCAUUUUUUGUCUCCGCGCCUUCAUACGAGAUGAAGCGGGCCUGGAUGGAGCACAUCGAGGAGUGCCGGUCAAACCUGUUGCAGGGCGGCGGAAGCCAACCCGGUUCCACCUAUGCUGUUGCCUGGAUCCCAGACCAGGCCGCCUACAAAUGCAUGCGCUGCUUCAACAAUUUCACGAAGACCAAACGCCGCCACCACUGCCGUAAGUGUGGCUUUUUGGUGUGCAACGCGUGCUCCAUGCAGCGGGAGGUGAUCGGCCACAUUCACCCCACCAAGCUGUUGAGGGUCUGCAGCCAGUGUGACGCGAGGAAUAAGGAAGAUGGGGUGUCCGGCCUGGGAGGAAACGGCCCUAGAAAGAAUAGCGCAGAGGAGGACAAUGAGGCAGCGUCCAGUGAUGAAGACGAGGGAGUGGAGAUGACUUACAACAGCUGGCUGGUUUCCCAUAACGGCACCUGUGGACAGACGGGCACCUAUGUUUACCCGAGACCGAUGCAUCAGCAGCCCCAAUAAAACAUCAGCACAUCAAGGCGGUCUCUCAGACAUGUUCACCAUCAUUAAGCGUCAUUUUAAACAAUGAAUUCAAAGAGUAUUGGACUUUUGAACGGGCUAAGAUGACACAAAGGUAACUCAAUGCAAUAGAAGUAGGUUAAAAGUCAAAAACCUUGA